CUUCCGUUUCUAAUAAUGCAACCGAAGAAAAGCAAGCUCCCACUUUAGCCGAAGUGGUUAGAAAGUUGGACACAGAAAAUCUUAUCGAAUUUUUGCGUGGGAAGGAAGACUUGCAACUUGACGAAGACGAUUUCAAAAUCCUCCGAAAUCAAGGAGAAAAAAUUGAGGGCGUUUUUGUCGUACGAGAAGUGUUAUUAAAAUAUAGUGAUAGGGUGGAAGCCAUUCCAUUGUUCGAGCUUCCGCGAUAUGAGAUUCAAGACAACGACCAGCAUAUUGCACAUUGCAUGGCAGAUAUUUUGUUCAGGAUGAAGCAUUACGGAGACUUAACUAAGAAAGAAUUUAGCAUGAGACCAGAAUACGAAAUCAUUGGUGAUGAAAGUUCCGGACGAGUCGAUUAUGGAAUCAAGGAGUCUGAAAACCUAAUCUGCGUUACCGAAGAUAAGGUAUUGACACAGAAUGAAUCCGUAUACUAUUACAGUGCCGUAGCACUUUCCGCAAACAAUAUCCCAACUCCUACAAAAGAAAUCGCGGUAUUUGGCAACGUCCAAGUUAGGCCUCCCGCUACCGCCAACCCUAUCCCAGUAAUUAUUGGAACGAUGAUAAAUAACGCGUUUUGA
Molecule: messenger RNA, 617 nt
Organism: Ambispora leptoticha
Lineage: Eukaryota; Fungi; Glomeromycota; Glomeromycetes; Archaeosporales; Ambisporaceae
Source: the annotation of a GenBank genome assembly